CAAAUAAAACCCCUCUCCACCUCUCCACAUACUCACCAAACCUCAUCUUCAAAUCUUAAUUCUCCUUCACUAACUUACCAACAUGGCACUCACCACUACAACACCUCUUGCACUCAUUCUUCUCACUCUCAUUCCCUUCUUAACUCCACAAAUCCAAGCCCAAGCCCCAGCACCAGCACCCUCAGGCCCAAUCAACAUCACAACAAUCUUUGAAAAAGCUGGUCAAUACAACUUCCUCAUUCGUCUCCUCAAUGAAACUCAACAACUCACUCAAAUCCAAACCCAACUCAACUCAACUUCAGAAGGUUUCACAAUCUUUGCCCCAACAGACAAUGCCUUCCAAAAUCUUCCAUCAGGAGCAAUCAACGACCUCUCCGACCAACAGAAAGUUCAACUCAUUCUCUACCAUGUUACACCAAAAUACUACUCUCUUUCCGAUUUCUUAACAGUUUCUAACCCAGUUAGAACACAAGCUUCUGGUAAAGAAGGUAACUGGGGUCUUCACUUCACUUCACAAGGUAACCAAGUCAAUGUUUCAACUGGAGUUGUUACUGUACCUAUCAACAAUGCAUUGAGACAACAAUUUCCUUUGGCUGUUUAUCAAUUGGACAAGGUUUUGUUACCUUCUGAACUUUUUGGUGCUAAGUCUCCAUCUUCAUCUCCAGCUCCUAAGUCGUCGAAAACUCCUUCCAAAACUCCGAGCAGCAGCGACGUUGAAGGUGAUGCUCCAUCUCCUGCGUCUAGUAAGAAGGAUGAUAGUGCAGCUGGAAGGAAUGUCGGUUUUGGAUUUGUUGCUGGGCUUGGUUUGAUUUGCAUGGGAGUUCUUCUUUGAUGAGAAACUUUUUUGAGUUUCAUGUAUUUUUUUUUUCAUUUGAUCUUCUUUGUCUUGGGUUUGAUUUGAUAUGAACCUGGCUUAUUCUUUGUAUUUAUUUUAUGUUUUUUUUUUUACAUGUAUGUAAUGCUUGUCUUACAUAUUUUGAAGGAUUUAAAAACAUCUCUUGUGAGUAUAAAUAAGUUUCACAUUGACUUUGAUGAAAAAAUUACUAUGUCGUUACAUCAA
Molecule: messenger RNA, 1060 nt
Organism: Medicago truncatula (barrel medic)
Lineage: Eukaryota; Viridiplantae; Streptophyta; Magnoliopsida; Fabales; Fabaceae
Product: fasciclin-like arabinogalactan protein 13
Exons: 2
Coding region: 83-832 (249 amino acids)
Biological process (GO): plant-type secondary cell wall biogenesis
Cellular component (GO): plasma membrane
Source: RefSeq, a predicted model, not a curated record